Molecule: messenger RNA, 1329 nt
Organism: Toxotes jaculatrix (banded archerfish)
Lineage: Eukaryota; Metazoa; Chordata; Actinopteri; Toxotidae
Product: germ cell-specific gene 1-like protein
Exons: 6
Coding region: 1-1329 (442 amino acids)
Cellular component (GO): plasma membrane
Source: RefSeq, a predicted model, not a curated record
AUGCUGGAGAAAAUGUCCAGACGUAACCGCUCCCUGCUGUCCCUGUCCCUCACCUCUCUGGCCCUCACCCUGUCCGUCUCGGCUUUCUGCACCUCCUACUGGUGCGAGGGAACACACAAGGUGGUGAAGCCACUCUGCCUGUCGCCGGUGAAGAUGAAAAACUGUGGGCAGAACAACAGCCAGCCAUACACCACAGAGGCCCCCACGCCGGACCCCAAGAACCCGGCCUCCAACGUGACGCUGUCUCCGCUGCAGAAAGAGGAGCUGGCCAGGAUAAAGAGGAAGCAGCUGGCCAAUGCCGUCCACUACAUCUGGGAGACGGGCGAGGACAAAUACAUGCUGCGUUAUUUCCACACGGGUUUCUGGCUCUCCUGUGAGAAGCACAACGAAGGUGAUGAUCAGGAGGAAAAGUGUCGCAGCUUCAUUGAGCUGACGCCAGGAGAAACACAAGGCGUCCUCUGGCUGUCCGUCAUCAGUGAGUUCAUGUACAUCGGUCUUUUGGCCAUGGGCUUCCUGCUGAUGUGUGUGGAAGUGAUUUGCCUCUGUGCCAAGAGGGAGAUGAACGCCCUCAAGAUCAACGCCUUCGCCGCCAUGUGCACCGUCCUCUCAGGUAUGAUGGGGAUGGUCGCACACAUGAUGUACACCACAGUGUUUCAGAUGACUGUCAGCAUUGGACCCAAAGACUGGAGGCCACAGACCUGGGACUACGGAUGGUCCUUUGCCAUGGCGUGGCUGUCGUUCAGCUGCUGCAUGGCAGCCGCGGUGGCCACACUCAACUCCUACACAAAGACCAUCAUCGAGAUGAAGCACAGGGCCCGGGUGAGGCUGGAGGAGGCCCGAGCCGCCGCCCGCGCCCCCUCCUAUGAAGAGGUCGUUAGAGCCGGUGGUGGAGGGGUUUACUCCGUCAGCCAGCUGAUUCAGCUCGGCCAGCAGGGAGCGCUCAUGGACCCGCUCUGGCCCAGAGGAGUGGGACCAGCUGUCGGACCUCUGGCAUGUGGAGCUGGGGGAGCGCUGCUCGUUGGUGGAGGAGGAAUUGGAGUUGGAGGGAUGGGAAUGGGUGGAGUUGGAGUGGGAGGAAUGGCAGUGAUGGAAGGAGUUGGAGGAAACGGGGUUGGAAUGGGAGUGGGAGCAGUAGGAGGAGUUGGGGUAAUGGGUGUGGGAACACUGGGAGCACUGGGAGGAGGUGGAAUGGGUGUAGGAAGGCUGGUGGACCCUCAUGGUGUAGUGGUGGUGGAGGGAUGUGGUGCUGAAGGAUGUGAAGACUGUGAACGGGAGAUGGACGAGAUGGAUUACGCUCUGCAGGAGGAGAGAGAUGGCUCACUCUGCUAG